This is a messenger RNA of Fomitopsis serialis, 2274 nucleotides long. Its product is annotated as Man1-Src1p-C-terminal domain-containing protein. Gene Ontology annotation, cellular component: nuclear inner membrane. The record is from RefSeq and is a predicted model, not a curated record. The coding region runs from base 1 to 2274 and encodes 757 amino acids. Gene Ontology annotation, molecular function: chromatin binding. NCBI's taxonomy places the organism in Eukaryota, Fungi, Basidiomycota, Agaricomycetes, Polyporales, Fomitopsidaceae. The transcript is spliced from 5 exons.
AUGCCCUGGGCGACUUCUGCAGACAUCAUUGCGGCUGGUGCAUAUCUAGAACCUGGCUUCGACGCGAACAGGCUUACAGUGCCGCAGCUCCGGUCUGUCUUCCUUCAUCACGGAGUGGCACAUCCUACAGACUACACAAAGUCGCAGUUGGUGCGUCUAUUCAACGUCGAGAUUCAACCCAGGGCCCCCCAGUCGAGCCUCCCAAGGUGCCAGCUGCAAGCCAAUCCCUACAAACCAAGGGGAGCUCUUCGUGGAGUGGCACCCGCCACUCUCAGGUCGCCCAUCAUCCUGUUGCAGCGUCGGGCACCCCCGAAUUACUGGGUAAUCUCUUCUCGGGUGCACCGCACCCCUCCCCGGCGUCAGGUGCGCUCAACGCCACAAGCUCCCGAAUCCCAGGAUGUGGGACUCAACCGCCACGGGCACAUCAGUAGCAGCACAUGCCAAUCCAGUGGCCAGUUCUCUGCAGUACCUGGCCCGCUUACGCAACUCCCAACAAUCAAAUCGCCGCCGGCUCCAAAUGAACUUAGCGCAGCCGCAGGCGGUCGUCCCGAGGACUCGGGCUGGGUUAAUAACAACAUCUUUCAGGCUGGUUCCAGGCGUUCUUCAGCAUUUCACACGCCUGCAGGCCAUUCCAAUGACCGAGACGGGAGAAGCAACAACUCCCCUGGGGUGCCGCCGCCCGCGUUCACUCACUCAACCCUCCUCGGCCCAACCGCGGAAAGCCAUCCCAGCCGGUCGGGCGUGGCUAACAGGAACAUGUCGAGUGUAUACGCGUGUACAGCCCGUGCGCAGGACGGCAGGACGGCGGAACGCUCCACUAUACCGAGCGGAUGGGUUGCGCAAGCCUCCAAAGGCCGCGACGGCGGGGAUGGGGUCCUUGGCACAGCAGACAGCCGCACCGCUGUCUCAAAACCACGGAUUGACACGCCAGUCUCCCAGUUAGACCGUUCGUCGCGAUCACGGCUAUCCAUGCGCUCCCGCCGCCCCAGCACCCAAGGAUCUAACAGACAAUGUUAUGCCCGCCCAUCCACAUCGUUGUGGAUUGCUCUCCUGCUACUCGCUGUCCCGAUUCUCGGGUUACUCAAUAACUUCCGGGCGAAAUCCCUGCUUAUCGGCUUUUGUGACGCCGAGACCGACACGAACCCUGCCUUGGAGGGCCUCAGGAAGCGCAUCAGUGCGACCAGGUCAGGCCUUCUCAACGACCAAGAUAUGGCCGAAAGCUGCAAGGCGGACACAGACACCGAGAAAAUCAAUGCGCAGCACAUGGAGGUCUUAGCAGCAACUCUUUCUAUAUUCGUUCCUGACGCCUGUACGCCGUGUCCAGCUUAUUCGACGUGCACUUCUUCCACGGUACGUUGCAGGCAAGGCUUUGUCAUCGCUCCGCAUCCAGUCCUGUCGCUCCUCCCUGGCCGUUCGUCUUCACCCUCUCCGGCCACAUUUUCCCGCGCGGAGGGCCUCCACUCGCAAAGCCUCGCAAUUCGGACGAUACACGCAUCAGUCUCGAGGCUUCUAGACGGCCUGCCUGCAGUCGGCCCCUUCGCGUUGCCUCCACAGUGCGUAGAGGACGUUGAACGAGCGCAACGCAUGCACCGAAUACGCGGUGAAGUCGCUUGGGUCUUAGCUGAGGUGCGGGGUCGCCGGGUCUGCGGGGCGCAUGGCGAGAGAGCCGAUGGCUCCACCACGGGCGCAGAUGGAGCACAGCAAUGGGGCCUAGAAGUCCAUGUGCUGGAAAGCAAGGUCAGGGCACGCAUGUCGGUCAGUGUCUUUUCGUGGUGGGCCAUUGAUUAUUGUGCUUACUGGUGUUUCUACUUAGCUCGAUUGUUUAGUGGGAAACUGUACAUUGCGCACAGGCAGCCGCAUCUGACUUGGGCCUGUACGCUCAAGCUCCAAGCUAUGAAGGUGUGGGCAGGAUAUCAAUAUUGCAUCAUCGCAGCCACUUUGAUUACUCUUGGGGUUCCGGUGAUUAGGCGACGGCAGCGGAAAGCGGCUGCCGAGGCAGAUCGUGUCGCCCGGACCGUCCAGAUAGUCCUUGCGAGGUUGCAGAGGCAGUCACGCAUGCAUCGUGACGAUCCUACGAGCGCUCAGCGGCCGUAUCUAGUCUCGCUACGCCUACGCGAUGAACUGUUGCAGGACGAGCAUCUAGUUGAAACACGAAAGCAUAUAUGGGAGGGGGUGGAACGGAUAGUCCAGGCGAAUACGAAUGUGCGCGUCAGUCUUGAGGAGACAGUGGAUGGGGAUGAGAUGCACGUCUGGAUGUGGCUGGGCUCGCUCUGA